This is a messenger RNA of Effrenium voratum, 980 nucleotides long. The record is from the annotation of a GenBank genome assembly. NCBI's taxonomy places the organism in Eukaryota, Dinophyceae, Suessiales, Symbiodiniaceae.
CUCACACUCGCAGUCAUUUCAUAGCUCCAGCCGGGUGCAAGCCUGAUUUUCGCCUCGGUGGCGUGCAGGCUUUGUCCGAAAUGUACACCUUUUGGUCGGAAUUGGAGACAAAGAAUUGCCCCGGUCCUCGGGCAGCGCAUUCAUGUGACAUUAUCGAUGGCCGCCUCUACCUCUUUGGGGGUUGGAAUGGCAAGCGGGCGCUCAACGACCUGCACGUGCUGGACGUGGCUUCCGGCACUUGGUCUGAGGUGCUACCUUCCGGCAGCGCGCCCUCCGCGCGGAACAAUCACACCACGGCAGUGGUGGAUUCGCGACUUGUGGUGCACGGUGGCCAUGAUGGCAACAAGUGGGUGGCUGACAUGCACAUCUUAGAGACGAGCCAGGCACCAGCGCCGCACGAGGGCUUGGUGUGGCACAAGGCACCUACCUCUGGCACACCUCCGUCCGCCCGAGCCUGUCACACGCUGACGCGCCUGGCGCACAAGCUGUACAUGUUCGGUGGCUACGAUGGUGCCAAGUGCUUCAACGACAUGGACAUCAUCGAUCUAGAGACAAUGACCUGGAUGCAGCCAGCGCUUUCCGGCACUUUGCCACAGGCCCGGAAUGCCCACACCAUGACAGUAAUUAGCACAAAGCUGUACCUAUUCGGUGGCCACAGUGGGAACAAGCAUCUCACAGACCUUCACAUCUUUGACACUCAGAAGCUCCUUUGGUCACAGCCGGACAUUCUCGGCACGCCACCGCCAGGCCUGCGGGGGCAUACGGCCAACCUCAUCGGUCACAAGAUUUUCCUGUUCGGCGGCUACGAUGGCAAGGGCCGCACCAAUGAGCUGUAUAUCCUUGACACAGCUGAGGCCAAGUGGGUUCGGCCAACCUGGCCCACUGAAUCGCCUCACACUCCUCCUGGACGACAGCGUCAUUCUGCUUCCCUUAUCGGCCUGGGCCUCGGCCAGAUCUCUGAUGGCGGGCAAAGGGUUUAG